Messenger RNA from Cinara cedri, 495 nucleotides. Lineage: Eukaryota; Metazoa; Arthropoda; Insecta; Hemiptera; Aphididae. The record is from the annotation of a GenBank genome assembly.
AUGUUUCAAACUUUAAAUUGUAAAGAACUAAAAGAAGAAUUACUGAAUAACUUAAGGUCUUGCCUUGAGUAUCUGUUUCCUAAUGGUACUUUUCAUAGCCAUGAGUUCUGGGUGGGAAACAUACAGGGCAAUAGAGGAAAAAGCCUAAGAGUAGAGUUAACUGGUGAUAGAAAAGGAUUGUGGAAAGACUUCGCAACUAACGAAAAAGGUGACAUCAUUUAUCUUUGGGCGGCUGUAAAAGGAAAAAAUGCCAGGACAGAGUUUAUUGAGGUAAUGGCUUCUAUAGGUGAAUGGCUUGGCAAAAAGCACACAAGUGUCGAAUAUUUGGAAAAAUAUCUCACCUAUAGUUGGAACUACUAUGAUGCAAACAAUCAAGUUAUUGUUAUAGUCAGCCGUUUUGACCCUCCCGGAAGAAAAAAAGAAUAUCGUCCUUUUAAUGUUAAAACGUUAAGUUAUGAAGCACCUGUUAUAAGAAGAUGUCUUGAAAAGAAAUGA